Molecule: messenger RNA, 2535 nt
Organism: Oryza brachyantha (malo sina)
Lineage: Eukaryota; Viridiplantae; Streptophyta; Magnoliopsida; Poales; Poaceae
Product: NAC domain-containing protein 16-like
Exons: 4
Coding region: 84-2153 (689 amino acids)
Biological process (GO): regulation of DNA-templated transcription
Molecular function (GO): DNA binding
Source: RefSeq, a predicted model, not a curated record
GUUGACUCGGCAAACGGGAGGAGAGGAGAGGAGAGGAGAGGUGGUGCCCCAAGUCACCAACCAUUCCGGCGGCGGCGACCGAGAUGGAGAGCCCGCCGGUGCGGUGGCCGCCGGGGUUCCGCUUCAGCCCGACGGACGAGGAGCUCGUGCUCUACUUCCUCAAGCGCCGGAUCGCCACCGGCCGCCCCACCCCCUACAUCGCCGAUGUCGACGUCUACAAGUCCCACCCGUCUCACCUCCCCGAUAGGUCGGCGCUGCGGACGGGGGACAAGCAGUGGUUCUUCUUCAGCCGGAUGGACCGCAAGUACCCCAACGGCUCCCGCGCCAGCCGCACCACCGGCGAAGGGUACUGGAAGGCCACGGGGAAGGACCGCUGCAUCUGCAACGGCGGCGCCUCGGGGCGGGCGGUGGGGAGCAAGAAGACCCUCGUGUACCACCACGGCCGCGCGCCGCGUGGGGAGCGCACGGACUGGGUCAUGCACGAGUACACCAUCCUCGCCGACGCGCUCCCGCCGGCCGCGCGGGACCGCGAGGCGUUCGCGCUGUACAAGCUGUUCCACAAGAGUGGGGCGGGGCCCAAGAACGGCGAGCAGUACGGCGCCCCCUUCCGGGAGGAGGAUUGGCUCGACGACGAGGAGGAGGAGAUUGCUGCUGCGGAGACUGACCGUCCGGCCGCAACCACGACUAGUGGUAGAGCUGCAACAGUGGAGGAGCUGACUGACUUUGAGUUUUCGAGUGAGGAUCUUGAUGUUCUCCUUAUGCAGAUUGGAAAUGAGCAGGAAAUAAUCGAAGAUCCGCGGUCGGAUUUAUCAACUCCUGUUUCUUGCCAAGUUCAGAUUCAGCAUGGUAUUCAUCAAGGUUGGCUCAAUGAUGAUUUGGGAAAGUCUGAUGCUGCGGAUGCUACGACUAGUGGCAGUGCUUUGUCGAUGGCAGAGAAUGCGGGCACUGAACUCCCCAUUAAUGGUCUCGAGCAACUUCUGAUGCAAAUAUCAGACGAUCAACAGACCGUUGAAAUGUUCUCUGGUUUUUCAACAUCCAUUCCUCAAUUUCAGCUUCAACAUGAGGAGCGUCAGGUCGGUGUUCACAGUGAGGAGAUUGGUCUUGCAGACUCUACUAGUGUUAUUAGUGCUGUGGUGACAGCAGAAUGUACUGGUCCUGAGCUUCGGGAUAUUGAAGGGCUUUUGAUGCAAACAGAAAAUGACCAGGAAAAUGCUGAAUCACUGCCAGAUUUAUCCACACCAGCUCCUCUCCAUGGCUGUCAUCAGGUUGCCUCUGGAGAUUUCCAAGGAAGCCAGCAGGCUACAUUCAGUAUUGCAAAUCUUUCUACUAUGGUUCAGGAAAUCCCAAAGUUUGAUCUGCAAACUGGUCCAAGUAAUCAAAUAGCCCAGUCUAUUCUCACCACUGAGCCGAUGAGUGGAGAAACAAAUACUGAUGAAGAAACAAGUGCUCUACGCUCUAUGUCAGGAUUGAGCAGUUAUGACAGGCAGGAUGCUGAUGAUGAAUUCCUUGAAAUUAAUGAUUUCUUUGACCCAAAAGAUCUAGAAUAUAUUAUGGGCAACACAACAAGUCAGAACUUGAUUCCUACAGACGAUGGAGUGUUUGAUAGUUUGAAAUACUCUGAUGCCCCGAUAUUCCUGCCUGGUUCAUUUGACACAACUGGAGUGGUGGCUGAAAACCAAUAUGUUGAAUGUGGUGCUAGUGGAAUACAUAACCAGGAAUUUCCGCAUACAACUGAAUCAUGGACACAUAAUCAAGUUGCUCUAAAUGUGCGGAGCCAUAUGAAUGACAACCAUGUUGUCUUUUCCUCGCAUCGAUCAGAUACUUCCAUUAUUCAUACAGUGAAUGAGGAACCACCUAACCGGAGUUCAAAUACUUCACAAUCAUGGUUCAAUGCGGCUUUAUCUUCUUUGCUGGAUUCUGUUCCUAGCAGUCCAGCUAUGGCUGCUGAAAAUAUAGGUCUUAACAGAACACUGCAACGCAUUUCGAGCUUUAGGUCACAGCAAACUGCAAGAGAAGAAGUUAGCACCACUGUUAUUCACACCAGAAGAAGAGGUGGUGGGCUUAUUCUCAUUUCAUUAGUGGUUUUAUUUGCUGCUAUCAUGUGGACCUUUACCAACGGGUCUUCACCCAAGCUUUGCAAGGGGUUGUGGUAGUUUUCCUCCACAUUAUAGGAUGUAUAGUGACCUUUCCCCGGUUAUCCUGGUGGUCAAUCCUCCUUACAACUUUUAUCCUCAAGCACUAAUUCUUGUUUUGCUAUCCUUUCCUUUAUCCCUUCCCAUUGAAAAGGGCGACAAGGUAGGAAAACAUUAGAGGAUUUGAGUUAAGGUGUUAGCUAGUAGUUAACUUUUAGAAUAUUAUGCGAGAGAUAUGAAAACAAAACAAAAUGAGAAAAAGAACGGCAAGUUUGGUUUCGUUUCGCCAAGAAAUAUCGGAUGUAAACUUCUUGGUUAUUGUCCUUAUCUUUUUUAUGAAAGUGUAUAUUGGAUGUAAUUACACAACGAAUAACUAUUGAGAAAGCGGUUGCUGUGCAUAGCA